CGCUGUGAUGUGGGGAUCCCCGGACUCAGGCUUUCCCUCCUAAUGCUCUUGCGUCUGAGGUCCUGGAGGAAGGGGGUGGGGAGCGGCAGAUCUAAUCACUUCCGACCCAGGGUUCUGAAGCCAGGCCGGGGGUGAUAAGAGGCCCUCAUUUCUGCCUAUGAUCUUGAGCUUGGCGCUUCGCUGCGCUUGGCCUCCAUUCCCUCGGGUCUAAAACUGGAGGAUUCACCAUUCUUCUCUCUCAGUUGAGGGAACUGGAGGGGGUGUGACGUGUGACCUUCAGUGCUCAGCACAACCCAGAGCAUCCCUCUGGAUGCGGUUCUGCAGAGGGACUGCCCUGGUGCUGCUCUUAUCUUAGGCUCCCUCCACGGGGAGUGUGGCCCUCAGGCCUCCCUGCCUCAGGCCUCGACCAGCGGAAAGCUGGGAGAGGGGAUGCCAGCCUCCAGAGCAUAGGCAUUGGUAUCAUUUGAAGACGUGGCCGUGACCUUCACUGGGGAGGAAUGGAGACAUCUGGACCUGGCCCAGAGGACUUUAUACCAGGAGGUGAUGCUGGAGACUUGUGGGCUCCUCGUCUCCCUGGGGCAUCCUGUUCCCAAACCAGAGCUGAUCUACCUGCUGGAGCAGGGGCAAGAACUAUGGCCAGUGAAGAAAGUCCUCUCUGAAAGCACCUAUCCAGGUGAAAAAACAAAACCCAAGACCACAGAGCUAACUGCUUCUCAGCAGGCCUUCACUGAGGAAGCACCUUUUGAGGAACGCGUGACACAGGCAGCCUCAAGAGGGUCCAGGUUGGGGCAAGCGAGAGAUCAGGAAAAGCUAUCAGAAAUGCAGGAAGGGAACUUGAGGCCAGGAACAGACCCCAACAAGGAGACAUGCCCUAGGAAGUUGAGCCAUAAACCUGACGAUUCGGAAACAGAUGAUAGUCUGUGUUUAAGGGUUUUACAAGAGCGAGUCACUACACGAGAUGCUCUGCAUGAACAUGAUUCACAAGGACCAGGAAAAGACCCUGUGAUUGAUGCAAGAAGUAACCUCUACAAAUGCAAGGAAUGUGGAAAAGGGUUUAGCAAGAAUUGGGCCCUCGUUCGGCAUCAACAGAUUCAUGCUGGAGUGAAGCCCUAUGAAUGCAGUGAAUGUGGGAAAGCCUGUCGUUAUAUGGCAGACUUCAUUCGACAUAUGAGGUUUCAUACUGGGGAAAAACCAUACAAGUGUAUCGAGUGUGGGAAGGCCUUCAAACGCAGGUCUCACCUCACAGAGCACCAGCGUGUUCACACUGGAGAUAGGCCCUAUGAGUGCAAAGAAUGUGGUAAAGCUUUCACCCACCGCUCUUCUUUUAUCCAGCAUAAUAUGACUCACACUAGAGAAAAGCCGUUUUUGUGCAAAGAAUGUGGGAAAGCGUUUUACUACAGCUCUUCCUUCGCUCAACACAUGAGGAUUCACACUGGAAAGAAACUCUACGAGUGCAGUGAAUGUGGAAAGGCCUUUACUCACCGCUCCACUUUUAUCCAGCACAAUAUGACCCACACAGGAGAAAAACCGUUUUUGUGCAAAGAAUGUGGAAAAGCUUUUUGCCUCAACUCGUCCUUCACUCAGCACAUGAGGAUUCACACUGGAGAAAAACCCUAUGAGUGCAGUGAGUGUGGAAAGGCCUUUACUCACCGCUCCACUUUUAUCCGGCAUAAGAGGACCCACACUGGGGAGAAGCCCUUUGAGUGCAAAGAAUGUGGGAAGGCCUUUUGUGACAGCUCUUCCUUAAUUCAACACGUGAGGAUUCACACUGGCGAGAGGCCCUAUGAGUGCAGCAAAUGUGGAAAGGCCUUUACACACCACUCUGUUUUUAUCCGACAUAACAGGACCCACAGUGGAGAAAAACCCUUGGAAUGUAAAGAAUGUGCAAAAGCCUUUUACUACAGCUCUUCCUUUACUCGACACAUGAGGAUUCACACUGGAGAGAAGCCCUAUGUAUGCAGAGAAUGUGGAAAGGCCUUUACCCAACCUGCAAAUUUUGUUCGGCAUAAUAGGAUCCACACGGGAGAAAAACCCUAUGAGUGCAAAGAAUGUGAGAAGGCUUUUUGUGACAACUUUGCCUUAACUCAACACAUGAGAACUCACACUGGAGAGAAACCCUUUGAAUGUGGUGAAUGUGGAAAGGCCUUCAGCCACAGUUCAUCCUUCACUCACCAUCGAAAGAUUCAUACCAGAGUUUAAAAGAUGUAGGAAGGCCUUUUGCAAGCGUGUUCACUUCAGUUUUAGUGAAUUCUUACUGAUGAAAUACCUUUCCUUUUGAAUAUAAGUAUUCAAGAAAAUCUUUUGGCUAGAGAAAUAUCUUACUCAGUAUCUGAUAAUUCAUACUGAAGAGAAACAUCAUAAUCGUCAUCCCUGUGAAAGGUUUUUGUGGCAGGUCAUCUAAAGGGUCAUUAGAAAUUGACCCAGCCUAAAGCCUUACAUUACACCUGAGAAUCAUCCAGGAGAGAGACCCAGUGGUUAUCAUGCAUUUAGGAAAAAUGUCAGCAACAAUUCUUCCCAUGUUUAUAUCAAAAAUUCAUCUCAAGAGUAUUUUAAAAGAACAAGGAGAAGUAGAGGAGAUGUAUAAGAGAAAGGAAAAACAAAUGCAUAUAUGGCUUCUUUUUAAUUUCCCUGCCAAGCUUGUGACAGUUUGUCAUUGCAGGGAGAGGUGUUGGGGUUAUGAGAGAUAAAAAGGCCUCGUCCCCUGUAUGUAUUUUUUAUACAUCCAUAGCCAGGAGGCUUGGACCAUUGAAGGCAGCUCUGCCAACAUUUAUUAAAAGUAUUCUUUAUUCCAAAACAUUGUCAUGUCUGCCCUUGAGAAGCAUAAGUCUUUGUGAGAAAUAUAAAGGCCUGAGUUAUGAAAUACUUAUUACAAAUACACACACAUGCAUAUAUAUGUGCAGUCAAUUUUUGUUAUUGAUGGUAGUUAUAGCCUAUAAAUUCACCACAAACACUGAAUUAGUGAAUACUGAACCACUGCUCCUAGGGAAAAUACAGGUUUGGGUUCCUCUGAGCCUCUUCACAACAUUUUCAUCAACCAAUCAAUACCUAACCUUUUAUGGAAUGUUUUUUUCUGUUUAAAGACACCUUCUUUAAUAUAUGUUCCUUAUAAAUUAAUGCAGUAUCUCAUUAUAAUAAAAAUAUUUCAAUUA
Diceros bicornis minor is the source of this 3149-nucleotide messenger RNA. It is a transcript of the gene ZNF599, whose product is annotated as zinc finger protein 599. The coding region runs from base 544 to 2199 and encodes 551 amino acids. Gene Ontology annotation, molecular function: RNA polymerase II cis-regulatory region sequence-specific DNA binding; DNA-binding transcription factor activity, RNA polymerase II-specific. Gene Ontology annotation, biological process: regulation of transcription by RNA polymerase II. The transcript is spliced from 4 exons. NCBI's taxonomy places the organism in Eukaryota, Metazoa, Chordata, Mammalia, Perissodactyla, Rhinocerotidae. The record is from RefSeq and is a predicted model, not a curated record.